AUGCCAAGCACGAGCCUUCCAGUAGACAAGAAAGACUCGUCCUCUGCGCGUCGGCUUAGCCUUCCAAGACGAACGACGCCCGAUUCGAAAAAGUCGCCUGCCAAAGAAUCGCCCGUCAACCUUCCGAGCCCCCGCCAUGGACUGACACUCGAUUCUUUAAAGACUGGUAGACAUGCGCGAGCCGCAAUGGCGGAUGUGUCCAAGGAGCAGUCUUCAAAGUCGCCCAGCGACCGCUCCAGGGCGCAAACCGAGCCCUUCGUCACCAAGGCUACGAGUCCUGGCGGUGCUGGUGCGGAUACUAACCUGAAGCGCAGCGCGGGUGUGUCCAGGGCUAGUGAUGACGUUGCUGGUGGCAUGGGCGGCAAGGAACCAAAAAGUAAAACUGAGUAUGCUGCAGGGACCGACGACGAGACGCCACCGGCCCUUUCUGAAUCCCAGAUACAACUAAAUCGAUACCGAGAGCGAUUGGCACGAGACUUGGAGAAGCGCGAGAUGGCGACGAGAGGCUUAAUGGCGACAACCCCCGACAAGGUGCGCGUCUCACCAAUCCAGGAGGAAAGUGGCAACUCGCCGCGCACACAGGCUGGAAUCGCGGGCUUGGCAACGACAUCGUCCAAUCUAACCACAACGUCAACGGAGUCCGGCAACACCAUUCGUGGCGGCAUGACGCCCGGUCAUAUCGCGGGAACUCCUUCUUACCCCUUCCCGCGCAUGUAUACGCCGGGGUACGGCCCGGGCGCGAUGAAUCGACCAUUCGGGAACAUGUCCCCAACUGCAGCCGCUUUCAUGGCGCAGGGUAUGUCGUUCGAGGGUUUCGGCGCCGCUCAAGAUAGGGUCAUGUCCGGCUCAUCAACACCAGCAUCGGCCCUAACCUUUCUCCCCGCCGGAGCCACUGGCCAACUGGAGGGCGAUUUCCCAAGCCCAAACCUCUAUGAUCUGUCGCUGAUGCUCAAUGCCGAGCCGGGAAUGGAUGCGUGGUGGAACACCGUCGUUCAAAUCAUGAGAGACGUCUACAAAGCCGAGAGAGUGACACUUGCUGUGCCGGCUGACACCACCGAUAUCGAGAACGUGCCCUGGGGUCAGAAAGCAACGUACAACGAGCACCAGGAGGACGACCUCAGCCUCGGAUACAUGGCAAGGGGAAGCAGUUUGAUACCCAGUAGCGCCGGCGACAUUGGCUCGGAAGAGCCUCCUUUACCCGAAGAUGCGGCACGACCCAGGAUGUUGUCUCGACCCAGUCUCCAAACUCGGCACUCAUUCACGACGUAUGAGGAGAAUAGGGAACGAAAAGGAAACAGCAAUGAGAGGCUCUUGCCCUCACGCCGACCUGCGCAACUGGGCAGAAGCAAAAGCUACUUCCCGCCUGGCCAGGCGACCGAGGACAUGGCCCAAGAGCCACUUGGGCCAGCUUUGAACCAAUCUGCACUCGCUGAGCAUGACGCUGAAGAGCAGAACGUACCGAGCUGGGAGGCUCCAACUGGCGCUCAAUCCGACACAGAGGGUAGAGUGCUUCCUGUGCUUCAAGCUCUGGAUUACGAGGCUGAUCCUCUCAUCGACCACGGCGGUGUCAUGCGUGUUCUUGAACGAGGCAAGGUCAUCGCACUGACAAGAAGUUACCCCUAUCUUCAGAACUUGCCAGAGGAGACGCCAGCCAAGUCAAGAGUAACAGCAAACACGACCUCGGCUGAGGCAGCGAGGAAAAAGCUGAAGAGGGGCCGAAUCGAGUCUACACAAAAGCUUUCGACGAUUUUGAGUGGUUCAAGUUCCUCCUGGAGCUCUAGCCGUAGUCACAGUGGUGACAAGCCAUCCAGCAUAAUUUCGCGACUUUCCGAGGACGAGCCACGCCCACUCACCCCCAAAUACGAGGAGUUUGAACAGGCACCGCCAUCGCCUUGGUCCCAGUCCCCGGCGCCGUCUCCAGCCGUGCGGGCAGAUCCGAACGAGAACCCCUUCUUCACUGAUGCCAUGGUCGAUGAGGACUCUUUCAACCCCGAGUCUGCACCUGCAGACUACGCAGGAAUGCGACCUCCUGAAGCUAUUGGCGUGGAUAACGCAUGGACAGUCCUUCACAUUCCGUUGACACAUCUACUGCUUUCAAAGCCUGUCCAUCCCUUCAAGCUUGACACAACCAUCCUGGAGCAAAAAUCUCACUCUCGCAGCCGCAGUGAAGCCCAGGACGCUACUGGCGGCGAUGAUGAUGACGAUGCUACCUCAUCCCCAUGGCAGCGCAAAGAUAAGCCCGCGCCUAUUGCUAUUCUGUCGAUUCUCAGUCCCGUCAUCCCAUAUCCAUCAAACCUUCGCCAUUCACUAGAGUAUCUUGCCCCGCACCUAGCAACCUCCUUUUCUCUAUGUCGUCAUUAUACGAAUUUGGAGACAGAGCUUGCUGGUCUCAACCGGCGCAGGCCUCACACUGCCGGGUUCGGCGCGCUUGCUGCCGACGGGCGUCCCCUAGCAGACCCUGCCAGCAUCGGCAAUCUAAGCUUUAUGGCCUCUGAUGAUAUGGCGGCCCAACGUUCGCUCGCGGGCAGCAUUACCAGUCCCAGCGAUUACUCAGGUGUCUCCAAGAGUGCUGCUGGCUCCCCACUUGGCACGCCUGGUUCCAUGCAUCAUGCCAUUGACAAGUCUGGAUUUGCGACCAGUCCUGCGCAAGUUGGGGGAGACAGCUACUUUGGCACCAAGCUGAAGCCGGGCAACUCGAGGGUUGAGAUGGCUUCUGCGACUUCUCAGAGGACAAGAAGAAGUUCAAAGGAAGAUUCGCCACUGGACAAGCGCCAAGCUCGUCUCUCCGCUUCAUACAAGCCUCUUAACACGGAGCCUGCUCAGACGCCUGGGGAGAGUGAAGACCUGGUCGAGCUCAACGUCGAAAGCCGAGUAUCGACGCCGGGAGGUUCCAAGAGAGUGCUCUCCCACGAACUCAAGAAUUAUCUCGACGAAAUCGCUGUGCUCGAACCUCGACUCAAGUCAGCUGACCAGAGAAGUUCUGUCGGCAGUCAUCACACUCUCUUGCAUUCCUACGGUGCCGACUUUGCGACGAGCUUCCAAUCGCUACCACCUAGCUCAAGUGUGGUCAGUAGACCGGUACCCCACACUGCUCCGACUCGAACAGGCUCCAUAAAUGUUGGCCCAGUAGACAUGCCACCGCCAUCAGAUCGUCUCAAGGGUCUCAUACUAGACUCUUUGCCUGCUCACGUCUUUGUCUCGCUGCCGCAGUCAGGCGAAAUCGUCUGGGUCAAUAGUCGCUACCUUACCUACCGCGGUCAGACAGUCUCUGAUCUGGCUGCCGAUCCUUGGGGCAGCAUUCACCCAGACGACAGAGAUGAAUAUCUGAAGGCAUGGAGCCAUUCCUUACGCACUGGUGAACAGUUCUCGAGGACUGUUCGCAUCAAACGCUUUGAUGGGGCCUACCGAUGGUUCUAUGCUCGUGCUGUUGCGUCCCGCGAUAAACGUGGAGUCAUGAUGCAAUUCCUCGGCUCCUACAUGGAUAUCCAUGACCAACAUAUUGCGGAACUUAAGGCUGCACGGCAAGAGGAGAUUGAGGCCUCAGAGGCAAAGCACAGACUUCUGGCCAAUCUCAUCCCUCAAAUCAUAUUCACUGCAACUGAAGACGAAGGUAUUACUUUUGCCAACGAGCAAUGGCUGUCGUACACGGGACAGAGUUUCGAAGACUGCCUCGGCCUGGGGUUCAUGGACUUUGUGCAUCCUGAUGACCUGGCCAAAUGCCACAUACCCACAGACAGACCACCAACGCCGAUGCCCUUUAAGUUCGAUCGUACAGGGCACCAAGACCCAGCGUCAUCUGAGGCGACGUUGGCCAGCUUUGUAUCAGGCAAAACGCAAAGCCAGAUGGAAACCAACCUUCGAGGCAUCCACCAAGCCUUGUCACGGAAUAACAGCUCGAGCAGUAGCUCGGUCUACGAGAUGCCCACCGCUGAUUUGACGGCUUUGGCCAGGCAGGGUAUUAUCAAAGUGACAACCGACAGCAACGGCAGACUAUCAUACACGACCGAGGUGCGGUUACGAUCCAAGAAUGGAGAGUACAGAUGGCACCUAAUCCGGUGCGUCGAGAUCGACAACAUUGACUUUGGAAAUGGAGCCAGCUCCUACUUUGGCUCAGCUACGGACAUCAACGACCACAAACUACUUGAAGCCAAACUCAAGGAGGCUAUGGAGUCUAAGAGUAGAUUCCUGAGCAACAUGUCGCACGAGAUCCGGACGCCACUCAUUGGGAUUUCAGGAAUGGUCAGCUUCCUGCAAGACACCAUUCUCAACGAAGAGCAGCGAGACUACACCAACACCAUUCAGACGAGUGCUAACAGUCUGUUGAUGAUCAUCAAUGACAUUCUGGAUUUGUCGAAGGUCGAUGCCGGAAUGAUGAAGCUCAAAUACGAAUGGUUCCAUACCCGCUCUCUCAUUGAGGAUGUCAAUGAGUUGGUCUCCACCAUGGCUAUUGCUAAAAGGCUAGAGCUGAAUUACAUCGUGGAGGAGGAUGUUCCGGCUUGGGUCAAGGGCGAUAAGGUCCGGAUUCGCCAAGUGCUCCUUAACGUCAUCGGCAAUGCCAUCAAGUUCACUGCCGAGGGAGAGGUCUUCAGUCGAUGCAGGGUUCAUACCAACAAAGAUUCGACCCAGGACCAGCACGAGAUCAUGCUCGAGUUCGCCAUCAUUGACACAGGCCGCGGUUUCUCCAAGGAGGAGGCAGAUCUCAUAUUCAAGCCAUUCAGUCAAAUCGAUGGAAGCAGCACCCGACAGCAUGGCGGAAGUGGUCUGGGACUAGUCAUCUCGAGACAGUUGGUGGAACUGCACGGAGGUAAGAUGGAAGGUAGUGCUGUCCCUGGAAAAGGGUCAACGUUCACCUUCACUGCCAAGUUUGCUUUGCCGACAAAGGAGGAUCAUCCUGAUGCACCCUUGAGUCCUGAGAGCUUGCAACCCACUUCCAAUGUGACUCAAGAUGUGGCUAUUAUCCGCCCUUCAAAGAACUUGCCCUCACCUACGCCCGCAUCAACAGACAGCCCCAAGACUGACACUGAGUUCACGUCGCCUGCUGUUGCUUCUAGCGGAAGUUCAGCUCCAUCGGUCCAGUCUGGCGUCUCUCGGGCUACGGAGCGUACGUCCGUUACGUCCGUGUCCUCGAUCAACGUUGGACUGGUUCACUUCAGCGAAGCAGCAAGAGCAAGUGGCCAAGAUCUGUCGCAGAUGAAGCUCGAGCUACCUUCCAGCGAGUCUUCACCAGGCAAAACGCCUACACCCGAGACCUCCAAACCGACAAAACCUGAAGACUUGAAGCCUCCAAUGUACUCCAUCCUCAUCAUCUGCCCUCAGACUCAUAGUCGUGAAGCCACGGCACAACACAUCGAGAUGACUCUGCCCAAGGAUGUGCCUCAUCAAAUCACAGCACUAGACUCUACCGAAAAGGCGCAGAAGUUGCUUGGGGGAGAGGAGUCUGUCAAUUUCACUCACAUCGUCCUCAACUUGCCGUCUCCAGAGGAGAUUAUCGGCCUCAUGGAGCAGAUUACAAAGUCGACAACCAUCAACAAUACGACAAUCCUCAUUCUAUCAGACUCAGUUCAACGGCAAGCCGUAAUGAGACUUGCGACAGAUACGAAGUAUGAGAAACUUGUGUCAGAAAACAUUGUCACUUUCAUCUACAAACCUGUCAAGCCAUCGAGGUUUGCCGUCAUCUUUGAUCCUGACAAGGUCCGCGAUCUGAGCGUUGAUCGGAACCGCUCAACUGCACAACGUAUGGUUGAAACUCAGAAGGCGAGUUACCAGGAGAUUGGAAAACGUAUGGGCAACAAAGGGUAUAAGGUGCUACUGGUUGAAGACAACCCUGUGAACCAGAAGGUUCUACAGAAGUACUUGAAGAAGGUUGGCGUGGAGGUUGAAGUGGCCGCCGAUGGCGCCGAGUGCACCGAAAUGGUGUUUGAUCACGCCCACAACUACUACUCCUUGAUACUCUGCGACUUGCAUAUGCCACGCAAGGAUGGCUACCAGGCCUGCCGAGAAAUUCGACAAUGGGAGAAAGAGCAAGGGUUCAAGAAGCUUCCCAUCAUUGCGCUUUCGGCCAAUGUCAUGUCCGAUGUUCAGGACAAAUGCGUUGCGGCCGGGUUCAGCGACUACGUCACCAAGCCCGUCGACUUCAUUGAUCUCAGCAGAGCCAUGUCCAGGUUCUUCUGA
Messenger RNA from Colletotrichum paranaense, 6171 nucleotides. RefSeq names its product hsp90-like protein. Gene Ontology annotation, molecular function: histidine phosphotransfer kinase activity; protein binding; phosphorelay sensor kinase activity. Bases 1 to 6171 code for a protein of 2056 amino acids. Lineage: Eukaryota; Fungi; Ascomycota; Sordariomycetes; Glomerellales; Glomerellaceae. The transcript has 2 exons. The record is from RefSeq and is a predicted model, not a curated record. Gene Ontology annotation, biological process: protein autophosphorylation; phosphorelay signal transduction system. Gene Ontology annotation, cellular component: plasma membrane.